Molecule: messenger RNA, 2430 nt
Organism: Bursaphelenchus okinawaensis
Lineage: Eukaryota; Metazoa; Nematoda; Chromadorea; Rhabditida; Aphelenchoididae
Source: the annotation of a GenBank genome assembly
AUGGAGGCAAUGCCCAUAGGACCGGAGGAAACAGGCCUAGUCGCCUGCUGUGAGUGUGGAACUCCUAUACCUCCGAAUCCGGCUAAUAUGUGUGUUGCAUGUUUGCGCAGUCGUGUGGACAUUACUGAAGGUAUACCUAAACAAUGUAAGUGCUUUGUUAUUUGAUCUCUUUUUAGGAUAUUUGACCAAAUGGGAUAUUGUGGUAGAUGAAAGGUGGGAGGUCAGCGAAAAUUGUUGUUAUUUAAUUAAUUUGAUGUCAAAACAAACAGAUUUGAUGUCAAGUUGAUCAGAAGAUAGCCUAGAAUAUGCUGUUUAAUCAAACUUUGCUUUCAGCAACGUUAAUGCACUGUAAAUUCUGCGAACGAUACCUGGUCCCACCUUCAACGUGGGCAGUUGCUGCAUUAGAAUCGAAAGAGCUGUUGUCGUUGUGUUUGAAGCGUCUGAAGCCACAGAUGUUGAAUGUGAGACUUGUAGAUGCACAAUUCAUCUGGACUGAACCGCAUUCAAAGCGAGUUAAGGUUAAAAUGACGGUUCAAAAGGAAGUCUUCACCAAUGCUGUACUACAACAAUCUUUUAUUGUUGAAUAUGUUAUUUGUGGACAAGUAAGUAGUUUGAUUCUGUUUUUGGUUUUUAGAGUUAUUCUGAAGGUAUUGAAAGCGAGUUUUUAGACUGGAAAGGUGAAUUGGCUUUAAGGGAGAAAAUUAUAUUAUCUAUGAUCAAGUAAUGAGUGAAGUGAAUUUACAUUUUAAUGUAACUUUUUAGCUGCUUUAGAUAGAAGCUUGAAAUUUUGUACGAUUAUAGAUUAGUCUUUUGGUUAACUACUCUAGGAAAAGAUUUUUUUACUUUCGGAAAAUUGAAAAGUUACAGUAGUUUUACCAACAUCUUUUAUAAUAGUUAAAUAUCUGUUGUUUUCUUUAAAAAGGAAGCAAAUUUUCAGGUUUUUGCAGUAAAUAGACUCUAAAAAGAACUGAUUUCGAUCUCUUACAGGUCUGUGAAGAUUGCCACCGUAUUCAAGCUAAAGAUUACUGGAGGGCAUUGCUUCAAAUUCGCCAAAAAUGCGACUUCAAAAAGACCUUGUUCUAUCUAGAACAACUGUUGCUCAAAUACGACGCUGCUUCUCAAGCAAACAAUGUGAAACCAGUGCCAACCGGAAUUGAUUUCUACUUUGCUAAACAACAAGAUUGUCGAAAGCUACUGGAGUUUGUGAAUACCGUAUUACCAUGUAAAUACCAUUACUCACAACAACUGAUAUCCCAAGAUGUGAAGAACAACACCUUCGACUACAAACACACCUAUUGUAUCGAAAUUUGCCCGGUAACCAAGGAUUCGCUCGUUUGUCUACCUAAAAAGCUGGCUCAGUCUUAUGGUAACAUGGGCCAACUGCUGGUAUGCCUUAGGGUAACCAACGUACUCACGUUGAUUGAUCCCCAGAACAAUCAGAUUUAUGAUGUGAACAGUUUGACCUACUUUAAGGAGCCGUUUGAGAUGUUUUUGGGUCCAAAGAAUAUGGUCGAGUUCUAUGUGAUUGAGGUAGAGUUCAUCAAUGACCUGAAGCGGUCAAAAGGUCACGGUCAUGUAUCGACCAAACAUCAACUGGCCCAUAUGUCUGUAUGUCGUGCUAAUGAGGUUGGUCAACCUGAUGCUCAAAUUUACUCUACCAGAAGUCAUUUGGGAAGGAUGCUGAAUCCUGGAGACACUGUCAUGGGUAAUAUAUUAUUUUAACAUUUUUUUUGUUAUUUUAAGCUUUUUUUUUGUCUUCUCGGGCUUACUUUUAGCAUUUUAGGCUUAUUACACCUAUGCUCAUUAAUUUCAACUCUAAGAUGCUCAAAAAAUAAAGGAUAAUAUAAUAUUGUUUUAGGUUUCGACCUGCUGAACACGAAUGUCAACAAUCCCGUCUUUGAUGACAUGAAGGACGAGAACAAACCUGACUGUAUCCUGGUUAGAAAGUGCUACGACAGAGAGUUGAGAAACAGAAAGAGAAACUGGAAAUUGAAGAGACUGAUCGACCAAGGAGAUACCGCUAGUGUCGAGAAUGAAUUCCAGGUAAAUUUUUUAUUUUUUUUUGAUAUUUAGGCAUGAAUUUGACAGAAGUAUGGAUUUAGAGCCGAAAGAUUGAAAAGUUUCGAUAAAGAAUUAAUUUUUUAAUUCAGGUUUAUUAAUUUGCACGGUGCAGAGGUUAAUAAUUUCGAUUGCACCGUGCAAAAAAAUUAAAUCUUUGAAAUAUUUAAAAUACGCAAAAAUUUGCAGAGAUUCAUCGAAGACCUGGAAGAAGACGAACAUCUUCGAGAGAAGGUCAACAUCUACAAAGAUACGACCAAAGCGAAACGAGUACCAGAGUCAGAAGUGGACCCGGCCGAUCUACCAGAAGGCAAUCAGUUGGCAGAUUUGUUGGAGGAACUCGAGAUUGCUGAUGUUGAAAUGGCUGAAUAA